AUGGCGCACCGCCCGCCCAAGCGGCUAGGGAGCCAACAAACUCUCUACGGAUUUUUCGCGAAGCGAACUUGCGCUUCGUCAGCUGCUCAGCCGAGCGAUCCUUCUUUGGAGGAGAAUUCGGACCACCGCGAAGAUCCUGAGAUCGAGGUCUGCUCAGGCUGUGAUCUUCCCCAAAUGGAAUUAUCCGAAGUAGAUUCUGACGACGAUGGUGGGACUGUCAGUAGUAGUGAUGCGAGUCAGGAGCGUUUACCUGUUCAAACAAUCCCAGAUGACGACGUUGUGACUGUCACGAAUGUGGCUGGUGGCAGUGCUACGCAGCGAAGUUACUCAGAUGCUGUUGCUGCAGCUAUUGGCGGUGCAUCUCUCAGCGAUGCAGAAAAGCGCAACAUACUUGGGAUCCAGAAGCCUGAUAAGCAGACGGUGUUGCCAUCUAGGGAUUAUCCCGACAGCCGCCGAAAGACCGGAUCAACCAGAGGUGAAUACUUCAUCAGCAAGGUACAUAGUGACUUCAAGCACACGUGCGGUGAAGCAGCGGACCACGAGGCCGUCCAGUACCAUAAGGAUGCCGUUGCCAGAAUGAUUGCCUUCCUGGCAACUGACACACGGCGAUCAACGAGAGUGGACUUCAUGCAGUCCCACGCUGCAGCAGAACGGAUUGCAGCUAACAGAGGCAUUCUCAGAUCUGUUCUGCGAUGUCUGGAUUUUGCGGCUCGUCAGGGUCUCGCACUACGGGGUCACCGCGAUGAUUUUGGAGUGCAUGAUAAUCCACAAGGCAAUUUCCUGGCCCUUGUCAACUUCGCCGUUCAGUCAGGAAACUCUGUUCUGAAGGAACACCUGGAUCGCUGUGCAAAGAAUGCAACGUACAUGUCCAAGACGACUAAGAACGAGCUCCUUGCGUGCAUGGCCGAAGAACUGCUCGCUACGAUUGUUACAGACGUGAAAGCCAGCCACUACUUCGCCAUACAAGCCGACGAGGUCUCGGACGUUAGUGGCUGGGAGCAGCUUGGCCUCUCGCUACGGUAUGUCAAGGACAACACGCCCGUCGAGAAGCUUGUUCAAUUCGUCGCCUGUACGUCCUGCACCGGUUCUGCACUCUGCUCAGAGAUUCGGACAGCAUUGAAUAACAUUGGCGUGGACGAGGCCAAUUGCCGAGCGCAGGGAUACGAUGGAGCUGGAGCCAUGGCCGGCUACCUCAACGGAUGCCAGAAGCUCUUCAGGGAUCAGGUGCCGCUUGCCCACUAUUUCCACUGCAGCAGCCACCAACUCAACUAA
Molecule: messenger RNA, 1272 nt
Organism: Sycon ciliatum
Lineage: Eukaryota; Metazoa; Porifera; Calcarea; Leucosolenida; Sycettidae
Exons: 2
Coding region: 1-1272 (423 amino acids)
Source: RefSeq, a predicted model, not a curated record